Molecule: messenger RNA, 989 nt
Organism: Lycium barbarum (goji berry)
Lineage: Eukaryota; Viridiplantae; Streptophyta; Magnoliopsida; Solanales; Solanaceae
Product: putative GEM-like protein 8
Exons: 4
Coding region: 270-773 (167 amino acids)
Source: RefSeq, a predicted model, not a curated record
ACUCCCACAUCUUCCUGACAACCUAUUUCUUCUUGGUACAACUGAAAUCUAUAAAAAAAAAAAAAGCACAAGAUCUUCUUUUUUACUUUUUCCUAAUGACCCAUAGCUGACUCAUGCAACAGUUAGUAGUUAAAAGAUUCAUCAACUUCUCCCAAGCCCAUAUAUAUAGGACCGCAAGGAAUGGUCUUAAACCAUCAACCAGAACUUAAUUAUUUCUCAGUUACCUUCCAAUAUAGCAAAAUCCUCUUCAUCAAAAUCACAAGUCACAAAUGAAGAACUUACAGAGUCCCAUGAAUUCAGCAGUAUAUUCAUUUGAAAGGCAGCCAAAAAGAGUAAUGUCUAUAUCUUCUUGUCAGGAUCAUAUUCCAUCUACAACAUCAAAGAUCCGAUCUAAAUUAAAGCAAAGAAAAUCUGUGAUUGUUAAGAUGAACAAACUUGGAGAAAGGAUGGACUGUCUUGCACAAGGCAUCCGUGAGUAUGUGAGCCUUAGCCUGAAGCUAACAGAAACAGUAAAGGGAAAAUUGAGCCUUGGGGCAAAAAAUCAUCAAGUAGGAGGAUUGGAUAGAAUACUCAAGCAGAUGUUUAAUGUUAGAGACGAUGAAAAGCUAUUGAAGGUUUCUCAAUGCUAUUUAUCAACUACAGCUGGUCCAAUGGCAGGCCUUCUCUUCGUCUCUACUGAUAAGAUUGCUUUCUGCAGUGAAAGAUCAAUAAAGCUCUUAUCUCCAACCGGAAAGUUACUUAGAAUUCGUUAUAAGGUGUCAACCAAUAACUAAGAUAACGAAAGCAACGGAGAGCGAAAAUAUGGAGAAUCCUUCACAGAAGUAUAUACAAGUAAUUACAGAGGAUGAUUUUGAGUUCUGGCUUAUGGGAUUCCUCAAUCAUCAAAAGACACUGAGAUAUCUGCAGCAGGCAAUUUCAAGUACUUCAAGCAAGCUAAAAAGAUAACUUUUUUUCCUUUUUUUUUUUUUUUUUUUUUUUUUUAAUUGUGU